GUUCCGGCGCUGCCCACCCCGGCCCAAUCAAAUCCUAAAUAGGGUAAAUAAUAACCAAACACCCUCUAAAUAGGAUCUUCCAAUGUCAAUACGCAUUCGCGUCUGAGAAAGAUUUCACGCUCAUCGGCGGCCGAUCGCCUGCUUCCAAGAGGUAGAACACAUCAGUUACAGACAACCCAAUUUUACUGUAAACAGAAAGAGUGGCACGAUGACAAAAUUCGCACGAGGAGAAACGAGUAGCUUGCUGAGGCGGGCGGAAGAAGAAAUGAAGCUGCUCGAAGAAGAGAAGAAGCAGCAGCAGGAGCCAAAGAGCAGUCCCAUUGUUGUGCCUCACCUCCCCAUAGAUUGCAUCUUCCACAUCAUUGCCUGGCUUCCACUUGAAUCAUUACUAGCAUCAAGGUUCGUCUCCAAGGCCUGGUAUGGGAUUGUCAAUGCUCCUGAUUUUAUCAAUGCCCAUCUGCAACGAUCAAGUAUCGGAUUGAUAUACUUGACCCCGGAUGUGAAGUCAGCCAGGAAAGUCGAUUUUAGUGUUGAUGGCAAGGUUUUAGGACUAGACUCUGUUUCUGUACUUCACUGGCACCUCUUCAACCCACGCACCCGGUUUCAGAUCAAGUAUUUGGAGAUGGGAGAUGGGAAGAGCACGAUAAAGGAGUAUAACGUGACUUGCACGGGGCAUAUCAAGGCGACGUGCCAUGGCUUGAUCGUUCUCGAAAACACUGCAAAGAGGAAAGGGUUGAUCGUGAUGAACCCUGUGACGCGGGAGGUGAAAACAGAGCCUUUGGGAACUAUCUGUAGCUUUCAAAGUGAGUCGUAUGGAUUAGCCUUUUGCGAAGAGACAAGCAGGUACAAGUUGGUGCACUUGUUUAAGGACGCCUUGCAGUACAUCGGGUGUGAGAUCAUGUGCAUCGGGGGUGGGACGUGGAGGAUUGUUGAAGGACCCCCUCAUGGAUUGAUGAGUUGGUUGGGAUACCCACCGGUUUCUGCCAUCGGAGCUCUGCAUUGGAUCCCACACUUGGAUCAGAAUGAGCACAUCGUGUCAAUGGUGGUGAAGGACGAAGAGUUUGUGAAGACACCUCUCCCCAAGAGGGGUGGGAUUCACGAUCGUGUUAUUGAGAUGGAUGGCAGUCUUGGGUUCGUGCGUUAUCGGUCACCCAUAGUAAUGGAAGUGUGGAUUUUGAGGAGUUUGGGAGGCGGAGGUUGGGCGAAGCAGCAGAGCGUGAUGCUGGAUUGGGCGAGGCCUAUGGUUGCUCUGUUUUGUGUGAGGGCGGGUGGGGAGUUGGUUUUCAAGUAUGGGGACCAUCUAUAUGCGUAUGAUCGCCGUGUGCAGCUGAUGAGGAAGAUCGAGGCCACCAACGAAUGGCAUUCCUCCCCCGCUUGCUACUUACCUCAUGUCAACACUCUUAAAUCAUGGACCAAUCCUUCAACUUAACAUAACCAAGGGAACGUCGCUUUUGGAAAUAUACAAGAUAAUUGUGAUUGGAAAAGACCUAUCUUGCUCUAUGUCACCCGUGGAGUGAAUCUUUACAUGAGGGUAGUGUAUUCAAGGAGGUUAAGAAGGUUUUGUUUGAAUUUGACAGUAAUGCAACUUUGGAUAGAUUUCAAUCCGGUGUCGUGGGAGGUUGAUUGAUUUGAGGAGAAAUCAUAGUGCAAGUAAUGCCCUACAUCACUUGCUAGCUCGACAAUUGAGAGGUUGUGAUAUACCCCAUGAUGAGUCUUAGUUUCAAAUUGCUGGAAUGACCUUUCAUUUUGGGGCGACAGAUUAUGCCCUUGUCAACGGACUUCACUUCGGCAACUAUUGUUUUGAUCCAUAUGCAAUUUAUACAAUUCCCAAGAGCAGAAUUUUUUGUAGAUAUUUUAAGGGUGAAUCUACAAAAGUGAGUGUGUUGCCAAGAAAUUCAAUGAGAUGAGACUUGGCGAAAAUGUGGAAGACUAUUGGCUUUCGUGUUAUGUUUUGUAUAUUUUACAUAUAUAUUCUACUUACAUCUUGAGAGUCUCAA
This is a messenger RNA of Salvia miltiorrhiza (redroot sage), 1997 nucleotides long. Its product is annotated as F-box protein CPR1-like. Bases 209 to 1429 code for a protein of 406 amino acids. Lineage: Eukaryota; Viridiplantae; Streptophyta; Magnoliopsida; Lamiales; Lamiaceae. The record is from RefSeq and is a predicted model, not a curated record. Gene Ontology annotation, molecular function: protein binding. The transcript has 3 exons.